AUGGCCAGCAGCAAACCUUUUGCUUGGAAGCUGGCGACCGAGGGGGCGGCGCAGGACGGGGCGGAGCCGGGCCGCGUGGACACCUUCUGGUACAAGUUCCUGAAGCGGGAGCCGGGAGGAGAGCUCGCCUGGGAAGGCAAUGGGCCUCACCACGACCGUUGCUGUACUUAUAAUGAAAACAACUUGGUGGAUGGUGUUUAUUGUCUCCCUAUAGGACACUGGAUCGAGGUCACUGGGCACACCGAUGAGAUGAAGCACACAACUGACUUCUAUUUUAAUAUUGCAGGCCACCAAGCCAUGCAUUAUUCAAGAAUUCUACCAAAUCUCUGGCUGGGCAGUUGCCCUCGCCAAGUGGAACAUGUGACCAUCAAGUUGAAGCAUGAACUGGGGAUUACGGCUGUAAUGAAUUUCCAGACCGAAUGGGAUAUUGUACAGAAUUCCUCUGGCUGUAACCGCUACCCAGAACCCAUGACUCCAGACACUAUGAUUAAGCUCUAUAAGGAAGAAGGCUUGGUCUACAUCUGGAUGCCGACACCAGACAUGAGCACUGAAGGCCGCGUGCAGAUGCUGCCGCAGGCCGUGUGCCUGCUGCACGCGCUGCUGGAGAGCGGACACUCGGUCUACGUGCACUGCAACGCGGGCGUGGGCCGCUCCUCCGCCACGGUGUGUGGCUGGCUGCGCUACGUGCGAGGCUGGCCGCUCCGCAAGGUGCAGUACUUCCUCAUGGCCAGGAGGCCGGCCGCCUACAUCGACGAGGACGCCUUGACGCGGGCGGAGGAGGACUUCUUCCGGAAGUUUGGGAAGGUCCGCUCCAACCUGGGUGGGGUGUAGGGGCCACCUGCAGGCCCCCCAGCACCCCAGGGAAGCCGGGGUCAUGUGAGGCCAGCGACACAACACCGGGAUUCCGCAGGAGCUGAGAAGACUGGCCUCCCCCAGGCCUCUCUGCAUGGAGCUGACUUGCUGUCAGGCUUUGGGUUGGCUGCGCCUUUGCAAAGUUGCGCAAAAGCCGCUGGGACUGACUCGGGAGAAAGCCGGGGCCUUGGGCGGGCCUGGGUCUGGCACCUGGCGAAAAGGGGGUGUGCCUUCUUGCCUGCGUGGCCAGCCCCCUGCAGGGUCUCCAAGUCACAGUUGCUUUGUCUGGCGGUGUGGUGUGGCAAGAGAAAAGAGGGGGUUUGUGCGGAUUUCCUCCUGCGUGCGCUCAGCUUGCAGACGCACACACAGCUUUUCUGAUGCGCUGAAAGGACGAUAGAAAAUGGGAACUGUCACUUGCUGAAGAGGGAAAUGAGGGUAGAACUUUAACCCUCACGCAGCUAAGAGCUCACUGUACCCAGAAAACGAUGCUUUCUAGACUUUGCUCAGCACCCCGCUUCCCAGUUGUGAGCAUGAUCACCCACAGUGAUCAAGAGUGGCUCCGAGGAGUGUUUUCUCCCUGGUUGGUUCGCGGUGGCGGUGAGCAAAGCUUUGUUUCAGGCCGCGGCUCGUCAGCCUCAGCCCCUAACACAAGCCUGGGUGGCUUGUUUUUCCAGCCAACAAUGGUGAAUUCAACUUCCCACCUCUCAGAGUUGAUAAUCCCGCAGAGGUCCCUACAGUGAGAAAUGAAAGUGUUCCUGUCAGUUGCCGAAAGUUUUAAAAAGUAGUUCUACUGGGUACCACCCAAUUUGAAGAUGGUGGGGUGUCUUCGCAGGCUGAGGCAUAGCUCAUGACUGCCCAUAUUAUGAGCUAUGUCCAACUGCUGUCCAACCCAGGGCCACCUCUCCGCCCUCAGUUUCUCAUCUUAAUAAACCACGCAGCUCCUCUGACUCUAGAUGUGCACCUCACCUCUGACCCCCACCUCCCACCCUACCCCACCCCGCUCCGCCCAGGUUUUGCAGAAAUAUGGACAUGAACAUGAAUUCGCCUCUCAAGCUCAUCGCCUAGAAGAGCCCAGAGCUCCGUCAGUAAGGCAGGGCCGCGUUAUGGGUGAUGAGCUGGAACUGCUUUGGGUCUUUAUGUGCUGGGUGCUUUAUAAUCUUACCCAGUGUAAACCUGCCAGGACAUUGUGAGGAAGGCUUUGUUUUCUGCAUUGUAUAAAUGAGGAAACCAAAACGCUCAGAGAUUAAAUCAACUGCCCAGAGCCAGAUGGCAAGUCAAUAGAAGAAAUGGGAUACAAAGCUAGAUUUGUUUCCCUCAAAGUGGGUACAUUUCCUUUUAAAAUACAAUGCCUAUUUAUUCUUUGUUCCUUCUUUUCUUCCAUAAAUAUUUAUGGAUAGAAAGGAGAAGCUCUGAUUUAGGAACUGUGGGGGAUAGGAGGCCGCAAAGUAAGUUCCAGUGGCCUGCAGAUGGGGGUGAGUGUCUUACACCCAUGGGGCUCUGGGGACAUGCAUUGGUCCUGGAUGGAGGAGGCCAGAUAGGACACAUAUUUUCCCUAGAAUUUUACAAAUUUGGAUUUUUAGGCCAGGUUUAAAUAAUGUGAAAUCUAGCUCCCUUGCUAAAAAUAACUAGGGAAAACUAUUGUACUCAAGUAGCAGAUUUACAGUAGCAAUGUGCUGUGUGAAAUUUAAUCUUAAAAAUGGAAUAUCGUGUGUGUGUGUGAAUUUCCUUAAUGUCUAAGAAAACGAACCCUGUAAUAUCCACAAAGACAUCUGGGGAUGGGCUUUUUUUCUUUUUGCUGUUAGGCAAGUCAGUGAAUCAGUUAAAACUAUUAAGGAAUAUUGGAAAUACCCUUUCUCUCCUCAUUAAGUGGAAUAUCCAAUGUAUUUCAGAAUCAUCUGAAAUUUUUGCUAAAUAAAAGCAUUAGAAUUGG
Molecule: messenger RNA, 2782 nt
Organism: Condylura cristata (star-nosed mole)
Lineage: Eukaryota; Metazoa; Chordata; Mammalia; Eulipotyphla; Talpidae
Gene: EPM2A
Product: epilepsy, progressive myoclonus type 2A, Lafora disease (laforin)
Exons: 5
Coding region: 1-831 (276 amino acids)
Biological process (GO): protein dephosphorylation
Cellular component (GO): nucleus; cytoplasm
Molecular function (GO): carbohydrate binding; protein tyrosine/serine/threonine phosphatase activity; protein tyrosine phosphatase activity
Source: RefSeq, a predicted model, not a curated record